Molecule: messenger RNA, 543 nt
Organism: Pangasianodon hypophthalmus (striped catfish)
Lineage: Eukaryota; Metazoa; Chordata; Actinopteri; Siluriformes; Pangasiidae
Gene: rps26
Product: ribosomal protein S26
Exons: 4
Coding region: 141-488 (115 amino acids)
Biological process (GO): translation
Cellular component (GO): cytosolic small ribosomal subunit; ribosome
Molecular function (GO): structural constituent of ribosome; mRNA binding
Source: RefSeq, a predicted model, not a curated record
UUUUUAGUCAGGCGGACACGAGAGAUAUCAAAGGGUCCUUGGCAUGCAGAAUGUGCAAGGGAUGCAAGACAAGGCAUCACACGGGCUUUAUAAGCUACGUAAUACCGCUUCCGGUUCUCUCGCGUGCCACUUAAGCCAAGAUGACCAAGAAAAGGAGGAACAACGGCCGUGCCAAGAAGGGCCGUGGCCACGUUCAGCCCAUCCGCUGCACCAACUGUGCCCGCUGUGUGCCCAAAGACAAGGCCAUCAAGAAGUUUGUCAUCAGGAACAUUGUUGAGGCAGCAGCUGUGAGGGACAUCUCUGAGGCCAGUGUGUUUGAUGCUUAUGUGUUGCCAAAGCUGUAUGUUAAGCUUCAUUACUGCGUGAGCUGCGCCAUCCACAGCAAAGUGGUGAGGAACCGUUCACGCGAGGCCAGGAAGGACCGCACGCCACCUCCUCGCUUCAGACCUGCUGGUGCUGCUCCAAGAGUUCCUGCUAAGCCCAUGUGAAUUGGAGCAUUUUGCUGAUGUUUGUACGUAAAUAAAUAAUACCCCCUUAAGACCA